AUGAAACUGCUCGACAGCGCGGUCAAAGAGGCACAAAGGUUGAAGCCGAUCAAUCUUCUUGAAAUGCGCCGCAUGGCGGUCGAGGAUGUGACGCUCCCAGACGGCACUCUCAUCCGCAAAGGAGCACAUAUUGCCGUGAACAACACUGGAUUUUCCCGUCCUGAAGUAUACGAGGACCCUGAAAGGUUCGAUAUUUACCGCUUCAAGCGUAUGCGGGACGAGCCUGGCAAGGAGCACACGGCACAGCUUGUGUCGACGAGCCUCAAUCAUCUGUCGUUCGGCCACGGCAAAUUCGCCUGUCCGGGUCGAUUCUUCGUGGCCAACGAACUAAAACUAGCCUUGUGCCACCUCCUCUUGAAGUACGAUUGGAAGGCCACGCCUGGGGUCUCGCAUGACCCUCUCGUCUUGGGCACCACGAUUAUGCACAACCCGGAGACCAGCAUUCAGUUCAGAAGACGAAAGGAGGAAAUCGACCUCGAAUCUCUCGAGAUCGAAGAGUGA
Messenger RNA from Verticillium alfalfae VaMs.102, 501 nucleotides. Its product is annotated as cytochrome P450 monooxygenase. The coding region runs from base 1 to 501 and encodes 166 amino acids. Gene Ontology annotation, molecular function: iron ion binding; monooxygenase activity; oxidoreductase activity, acting on paired donors, with incorporation or reduction of molecular oxygen. The transcript is spliced from 2 exons. Lineage: Eukaryota; Fungi; Ascomycota; Sordariomycetes; Glomerellales; Plectosphaerellaceae. The record is from RefSeq and is a predicted model, not a curated record.